AUGCACUACAUCAGGGAGCAUUUUGAAAGAACUCAGGUCAAGAUCAGCUUGAAGGAAGUUCCAGAACAGAUGUAUGGAGGAGCUCUUCCUGUUGCCAAGAGCAGGAAGACAAAGAGCAAAGCAUUAACUAAGGAAGAUUACUUGGUAGAAGAAGCUCUAAGAAAAUCUUCCAAGAGAACAAAUAAUGCUGAUAAGGAUAGUGUUGCAGCACCUAAACCCAAGAGAACUAAAACUGUCAAGACUGAAAGUUCGACUGUUUCUGCUUCUGAGGAAGUUAUUCAGAAGAAGAGAAACAAAGAGCCAGAGGUUCAAGAUGCUGCUAGGGAAGCUACUCUUCAAGCUAUUAGGAGCAAAAGAGCUAAGGGAGAAAGAAGUGUUAAGGAGCGAAUCAAGGAAGCUGCUGAACAGUUAAGAAGGGAAGAAGAGGACCCCAGUCUGAAGAAGGCUCAGAAGCCUGUGUCAUUGGAGACACCUUGCUUUAGACUCACCCCUGAGCAAGAACAGAUGACUAAGGAAAUUGUUGCUAAUGAGUUAGCCAAAAGAAAGCAUAUGGCUGAACUCUACAAGAAGAAGAGAGAUGAACAGCUCAAAGCAGCAGGGUAUAAUCUGGAUGCUGAGAAAGCUGCUGUGAUUGCUUCUCUAGCUACUGAAAUUGAAGAACAAACAGUUAAGGAAGGAACUGCUUUGUUAAAACAGGCUCUGAAAGCUAAAAACGUUUCAGGAGCAAAACCUUCAGAACCAGCAUCAGAAGCUACUAGAUCAGAAGCUCAUCCUUCAGGUAUUUCUUCAGAUCCAAAAGCUAAAUUCAAUGUUCAGACUUUUAACCUUCCAUCAUCACCCUCUUCAUCUUCAUCCACUAACUCAGAUGACAUUCCUCUGAGUCAGCGCAUCAAACAUUGUCUACCAAACUUCAAACCUUCAAAAACAACCCCUUCUGAUAUCCCAGACUAUGAUCAAAUGCAAAUCAAUUUCUCUCAACAGAGGAUAAAAAUCUGUGAGAAAUUGCCUGCUGAUCAUUUCUUCCAACCACCUAUCAUAGAACCUUUAAAUAUCCAACAACCAGAAACAAAUACAACACCACAAAAAGCCUCUAAAGUAGCUUCAGAAGCAGCCACUUCAGAAGACCCCCAACAACAUCAAACCUCAACCCUUCAUAACCUAGAAAAACACUUAGGAGGUGAGAUGCAACCAACCCCUACAAAGGCCUCUAAAACAGUACCUGAAAAGACUGUCUUAGAAAAUCAACAAUCAAAUACCCAACCUGAAACCUCAACCAGCCAAGAGCAAAGUGUUCCUGAACAAGUUGUUUCUGACCAAGAGCAAAAUGUUCCUGAACAAGUUGCCUCUGACCUACCCCAAACUAACCCUGAACAACAAACAGAAAAUCUUAACCAUUCACCAACUCAUAAUGAAACAACUCCUGAGCAACACACUACUUCUGACCAACCAUCUUCAUCUCACACAAAAUCCAUUCCAAAACCUAUGCCCAUCCCAGAUACCAUUCUAGAGUCUGAAUACAUUGAUGAAGAGCUUCAACGGUUUAGUGAUGAAAUUCAAGGACUUAUUCUUCUUAGAAAAGUGCCUUCACCUUCAAUUCACUAUAUAGACCAAUGGAUGAAUCUGAAAGCUGGGUUGAUGAAAGAUUUUACUGAGAUGCUGGAACUAAUAAGUGAAAAAUGCAUAACAACUCAAGCUGAAAUGCUUAAGAAGCAAUUGGAAGAUCUUCACUCAGCUGAGAAAGAGACAGAGGAAGACUCUCUACUUCUGAUAGCUAAUGCUCCUUUCUUUCCAGAAAGUGACUAUGUCUCAAGAGGUGACAGAAUUCUUCAAGGGAUGAAAAGGAGGCUUAAGGCUAAGAAUGAAGAAGUUCAGAAGGUCAAGCAGAAGUCUGAUACUCUGGAAGAAGUUGUGAAUAAGCAAGCAGAAGAACUGAAGAAUCAGUCUGAGCAAAUCAAGUACUUGAUGGAACAAGUCUCUAAGCUAGCCAAACCUUAG
Messenger RNA from Medicago truncatula (barrel medic), 1995 nucleotides. Its product is annotated as transcriptional regulator DEF1-like. The coding region runs from base 1 to 1995 and encodes 664 amino acids. The record is from RefSeq and is a predicted model, not a curated record. The transcript has a single exon. NCBI's taxonomy places the organism in Eukaryota, Viridiplantae, Streptophyta, Magnoliopsida, Fabales, Fabaceae.